This is a messenger RNA of Polyodon spathula (Mississippi paddlefish), 7600 nucleotides long. RefSeq names its product centrosome-associated protein CEP250. NCBI's taxonomy places the organism in Eukaryota, Metazoa, Chordata, Actinopteri, Acipenseriformes, Polyodontidae. The record is from RefSeq and is a predicted model, not a curated record. Bases 1 to 6852 code for a protein of 2283 amino acids. The transcript has 23 exons.
AUGGCUAGAAAGCUGCAGACUCUUCUGGCAGACAGCCGAGCGGAGAGAGAUGAGCUUGUGGGGGAGAAUCGAGCUCUGAGAGACAGGCUCCCUCUCCUUGCAGACCCCUCUCUCGCUCUGUCUCUCUCAGAGCAGAGGGAGUUUCGGAGCAAGCUGAGAGCUUGUCGUGAGCGGGAGGGGAGGCAGGCGCUGCUGGUGCAGAAACUGCAAAGCAAGGUUUGUCAGUACCGGUCUCGAUGCCUGCAGUUGGAGCAGCAGCUGCUGGGUAGAGAGAGUGAGCUGCGCCGGGAGGAGCUGCGUAUCCAUGGGGAGCACAGUGACAGUCUGGAGAGCGCCCUCAUCAGGGUGGAAGAGGAACAGCAGAGGUGUUCUGGGCUGGUAGAACUGAACUCCCUCCUGCAGAACCAGCUGGACCAAUCAGGAGAGGUGAAUCAGGCUUUGAGGGAGGAUCUCGGAAAGCUGACGGCUGAUUGGACCAGAGCUGUGGAGGAGUCGGGGUUCAAGGAAGGAGAGUGGCAGAGAGAGAAGGAGAUCAUGAGCGCUCACAUCUCCAAUGAACACAAACGCCUGCUUGCUCUCUGGAGAGAGGUUGUGACCUUCCGACGCCACUUCCUGACCAUGAAGAGCGCCACCGACAGGGAUCUGUCUGAGCUGCAAGCAGAUUUCUCCCGUCUCUCCACCUGCCUGCAGUCCAGCUGUGGGGCUGUGUAUGCCUUGCCCCUUUCUCCCCCUCCACCAGCUCCCUCCCCUGCUCUCCUGGAGCUCACAGAGUCCCUGCAGCACAAGGAGCAGGAGCUGGCAGAGCUGAGGGUUCGAGCUGAAGCAGAGACAGAGGAGCUGAGAGAGAGAGAAAAAGAGAGAGAGCUGGAGAGGGGAGAGGCGCAGGAGAGAAAGAUGGAGAGGGAGAAGGAGGAGGAGAGAGAAAAGGAGCGAGAGAGGGAGCUGGACUCCAUGCGGGAGGCUGUCGAGAGGCUGGCAGGAGUGGCCUGUGGGCAGAGGGGUGAUGGGCAGGGGGUGUGUCUCCCUCUCCCUGCUCACACAGCGGUGCAAGGGCUGCCGGCUCUCCAGAACACCAUCGCAAAGGUAGAGAGUGCACUCCGCAGAAGAGACAGUGAACUGCAGGAGGCCUCUCUGUUCUUGAGGAAAGCAGAGUUCGAGCAAGCGAGAAAGAGAGAGUCACUGGAGCAGCGAAUCAGACAGUUGGAACUGGAGGGGGUGGAGCUACAGGAGAGGGCGGGCCGAGAGGAGCAGUCACUGAGAGCUGCGAACGAAUUGCUGAAGAGUGAAAAUGCGACCCUGCCGUCACUGAGGGAGCGUCUGAGAGAGUUGGAGCGAGAGAACGAAGAACAGAGGAGAGAAAACGUGCGACUGCAGAGUGAGCGAGAGAUGGAGAGAGAGAGGAGGGAGCAAGCAGAGGAAGAGAGGAGAGAGCUGGAGAGUGAGAGAAAGUUACGACUCACUGCUCAGUCCCUGGCCAGUGCUCAGAGUAGUGAGAGAAAGCAAGAGCUGUUCAGCCUGCGGGGGGCGCUAGAGAAAGCGGAGCUGAAGAAGGAGCUGGCAGAGAAAGAGAGGGACCAGCUGCAGGAAGCACUGCACAAGGCACAGGACUCUGUCGCCAGCUUCUCCCUCUCUCAGACUGUCCUACAGAAGGACUGUGCUGAUCUGAGGGACUCUCUAGAGAAGAUGAGCGCUCUGAACGAGGCGCUGGCAAUCGAUAAGAGAGAGCUGCACUCCCAGAGCCUGCAGUUGGAGACAGAGCUGUCCAGUUUACAAUCCAGACUGGAGUCUCUGGUCUCGGAGAGAGCCUUGCUGCAGAGGGAGCUGAGGACAGCGGAGCGAGAGAGAGAGGAACUGGAAUCAGAGAGAGACCGGAUCCGGAGUAUACUCCAACGAGCCAGCGAGAGAGAGAACGAGAGAGAGAGAGAGGAGAUUGAAAGCAGAGAGGAGAUGCAGAGGAGAGAGGAGAGACUAGAGGAGCUGUCCCGUCUCCAUGGCGACGCCUGCUCGGAGUUGCAGGCACUACGGGAGGAGAUGAGCCAGGUCACGGAGAGUCAUAGCCACGCGGAGCGAGACAACGAGAUGCUGCUGAGAGAGAGGGAGAGGCUGCAGAGCGACCUGAGAGCUCUGGAGAAAGAGAAGGAGGGGCUGGAGCGAGAGAGAGAGGAGAUGAGGUCACUCCAGGAGACCCUGCACCGUGACCUCUCUGCAGCCAAUCACAAAAAUUCCAACCUUCAGAUCCUGCAGGGUCAGCUGGAGGUCAAAGUUCAAACCCUCUCGCAGGCGAAGGAGGUGCUGCAGGGGGAGAUUGAAUGUCUCUGCACAGAACUGCAGACUGAGACCACCCGCCUGCAGAGAGAGAAGGAUAGGCUGCUGCAGGACAGAGAGCAGCUUAGAGAGGAGGGGGAGAGGGCGAGGGAGAUGGUGGAAGGAGAGAGGGAGAGGCUGAGCCAGGAGCUGAGCCUCUCCCAGGAGCGAGAGGGGAGGGAGAGGGAGAGGGUCUACGCGGAGAGGGAGAGCUGGCAGAGGGAAAGGGAGGCUCUGAGCUCGGAGCUGGGAGAGAGGGAUGGAGAGGUGGACCGACUGGAGGAGAGAGUCAAAGCGCUGGAGAGGGAAAGAGAGGAGCUGAGGAAGGAGCUAAGAGAGAGGGAGGCAGAGGUGGAGAGGCUGGGAAGAGAUCACCGAGCAGGGGAAGAGAAACUCAGGAAGAGGAGUGCAGAGACACACAGACUGAGAGAGAGGCUGGAGGAGCUGGAGACAGAGAGAGAACGACGACAGGAUAGAGAGAACCAAGAGCUGAGAGAACGAGUGCAGGCACUGGAGAAAGAGAAGGAGGGAGUGAUGAGAGAGAGGGACGAGGAGAUCCAGCGACUGAGAGAACAAGCGAGGGAGUUGGAGCGAGGAGGAGAGGAAAGCAGGGAAAGAGAAGAGUUGCUGAAGGAGAGGCUUGAGGCAGCCAGGACAGAGGAGGAUGAGAAAGUGAGAGCAAGGGAUGGAGAGAUUGAGACCCUGCAGAAGCUAAAGAGAGAAAGAGAGGUGGAGCACACUGCUGAGCUGAGGAGGAAGGAGAGAGAGGUGGAGAAGCUGAGAGAGAAGGAGGAUGAGCUGGAGACAGAUAGAGGGAAGCUGUUGGUAGAAGUUAGAGAGAGGGAGGGAGAGUUAGAGAGGAUGAGAGAGAGGGUGGAAGAACUGGAGAGAGUAAGUGAAAGUUUAAGCACAGAGCUAGGAGAGAAGGAAGCAGAGAUAGAGAGAGUAAAAACCAUACAAAAAGAAAGAGAGGAACAACAGAUCUCAGAACUGACUGAGAGGGAGGGAGAGAUGGAGAGGCUGAGAGAGAGGAAGGAGGAACUGGAAGAAGAAAGAGCAGAGCUAUGCUUAAAGCUGGAAGAGAUGGAGAGAGCAAAGAUCCUACACAGAGAAAGAGAGGAACGACAGAUCUCACAACUUAUAGAGAAGGAGGGAGAGGUGGAGAGACUGAGAGAGAAGGUGAAGACUUUGGAAGGGGGAAGAGAAGAGAUUGCCAAAAUACUUGGAGAGAGGGAGGGAGAGGUGGACAGACUGAAAGAUAGAGUAAAUGAGCUAGAGAGAGAGAGGGGGAAGAUGACAAUGGGGGUGAGAGAGAUGGAGGCAGAGAGAGAGAGACUGAGAGAGCAAAUGGAGGCGAUCAAGAGAGAAGAGGAGAGACAGAGAGCCACCCUGAAGGAGAAGGAUGGAGAGAUAGAAAGAGAACGAGUGAGAGUGUUGACCCUACAGAGAGAGAGAGAGGGGGUGAGUGAUGAGCUGAGAGAGAGGGAGGGAGAGCUGGAGACACUGAGGGAGAGAGUGAAGACUUUGCAACGAGGAAGAGAAGAGAUUGCAAAGUUACUCAGAGAGCAGGAAAAAGAGAUGGAGAGAGCAAAGACUGUACUGAAAGAAAGAGAGGUACGACAGAUCUCAGAACUUAAAGAGAGGGAGGGAGAGGUGGAGACACUGAGGGAGAGAGUGAGAGAGCUGGAGAGAGAGGGAGCAAGGCUAUCAACAGAGCUUGGAGAGAGGCAAAUCUCAGAACUGAGAGAGAGGGAGGGAGAGGUGGAGAGGCUGAGAGAGAGAGUGGAAGAGCUGGAAGGCGAGAGAGCAGGGCUAGGCUUGAAGCUGAAAGAAAUGGAGAGAGCAAAGAUCCUACAUAGAGAAAGAGAGGAACAACAGAUCUCGCAAUUGAGAGAUUUUGAGGGAGAGGUGGAUAGACUGAGAGAGAGAGUGGAGGAGCUGGAGAGAGAGAGAGCAAAGCUAACCACAGAGCUUGGAGAUAGGGAAGCAGAGAUAGAGAGAGUGAAAACCAUGCAAAGAGAAAGAGAGGAAUGUCAGAUCUCAGACGUGAGAGAGAGGGAGGCAGAGGCAGAGAGACUGAGAGAGAGGGUAAAGACUUUGGAAGGAGGAAGAGAAGAGAUUGCCAAAAUACUUGGAGAGAGGGAGGGAGAGGUGGACAGACUGAAAGAUAGAGUAAAUGAGCUAGAGAGAGAGAGCGGGAAGAUGACAAUGGAGGUGAGAGAGAUGGAGGCAGAGAGAGAGAGACUGAGAGAGCAAGUGGAGGCAAUCAAGAGAGAAGAGGAGAGACAGAGAGCCACCCUGAAGGAGAAGGAUGGAGAGAUAGAAAGAGAACGAGUGAGAGUGUUGGCCCUACAGAGAGAGAGAGAGGGGGUGAGUGAGGAGCUGAGAGAGAGGGAGGGAGAGCUGGAGACACUGAGGGAGAGAGUGAAGACUUUGCAACGAGGAAGAGAAGAGAUUGCAAAGUUACUCAGAGAGCAGGAAAAAGAGAUGGAGAAAGCAAAGACUGUACUGAAAGAAAGAGAGCUACAACAGAUCUCAGAACUGAGAGAGAGAGAGAGAGAGGUGGAGAUACUGAGGGAGAGAGUGAGAGAGCUGGAGAGAGAGGGAGCAAGGCUAUCAACAGAACUCGGAGAGAGGCAAGCAGAGAUAGAGAGAGCAAAUAAUUUACAGAGAGAAAGAGAGGAACAACAGAUCUCAGAACUGAGCAAGAGGGAGGGAGAGGUGGAGAGGCUGAGAGAGAGGGUGGAGGAGCUAGAAGGAGAGAGAGCAAGGCUGGGCUUGAGGCUGGAGGAGAUGGAAAGAGCAAAGAUCCUACACAAAAAAAGAGAGGAACAAGAGAUCUCGCAACUGAGAGAGAGGGAGCGAGAGGUAGAGAGGCUGAGAGAGAGAGUGGAGGAACUGGAGAGAGAGGGAGGGAACGUGAUGGUGGAGGUGAGAGAGAGGGAGGGAGAGGUGGAGAGGCUGAGGGAGAGAGUGAAGAUCUUGCAUGAAGAAAGAGAAGAUAUUGCCAAGUUACUCAUAGAAAGAGCAGGAGAGGCAGAGAGAGUAAGGACUGUACUGAGAGAAAGACAGGAACGACAGACCUCAGAACUGAGGGAGAGGGAGGGAGAGGUGGAGAGGCUGAGUGAGAAAGUGGAAGAACUACAGAAAAAGAACAGAGAGAUAGAGAUGUUGAGGGAGAGUGUGGAAGAGAGUCGGAGAGAGAGGGAGGGAGAGGCAGUGAGGCUUAGAGAGAGAGUGGAGGAGCUGGAGACAGACAUUCUGAGUUGGAAAGAACAAGAAGAAAUGAAGCAAAGAGAGACCGGCACUCUGAAAGAAAGGGUGAAGAGACUCGAACAAGAGGAGGGGAAGCUAAGAGCCAUGGUGAGGGAGAGGGAGAGAGAGGCAGAGAGGCUAAGAGAAAGGCUGAAGGAGCUGGAGAGAGGAGAGAGGGAGGGAGAGAUUGAGAGACUUAAGGAGAGUGUGGAUAGGAAGAGCAGAGAGGUCAUGAAGCUGAGUGACAGAGUGGAGGAGCUUCAGAAAGGAGAAGAGAAACUGAGGAAGAAAGAGAAGGCAGAGAGGCUGAGAGUGAAUGAGCUGGAGAGAGAGAGGCAGGGACAGGUAGAGAGACAGAAGGAGCUGGAGAGAGAAAGAGAACGUCUGAGAGAAAGGGAGGAAGAGGUAGAGAGGCUGAGAGUGAGGGUGGAGGUGAAAAACCAAGAGAUGAGAGAGAUGCAGAUGGAAGGGGUAAGACUGAGAGCUGCAGUGAGGGAGAAGGAGGGUGAAGUGGAGAAUAGGAACAAGGAGAUGGAGAGACUCCGGGAAAGGGUGAGGGAGCUGGAGAGAGAAAGAGGGAGCGAGGGAGAGGUGGAGUGGAGACAGAGAGCUGGGAGCCUGGAGCAGGAAGUAAGAUCACUGCAGGAAGGGAUGGCUUCAUCAUCGACACACCCACUGCAGGCUGAGCCAGCGGGUCCUCCAGUCCUGCUGGGGGACACUCUGUUCCAGGAGAGACUGUCAUCCAUGCAGAGGGCGGUGGCACAGCUGGAGCACGAGAAGCAGCAGCUGGAAGAGGAGAGAAAACAUCUGGAGCGGCGAGUGGAGAGACUGAGGAGAGAGAGAGGGCAGCUGAGAGAGACACUGAGCCAGGUGGAGCUGGAGCGUGUUCGUCUUCGUGACGAGCUCUCGGCCCUUUUCUCAUCACAGCGGAAAAACAGGACACCCAACAGUUCAAAGUUCUCCAGAGGGUCUCGAUUUCCAGAAGAGGAGGAGAGAGAGAGGCUGAGAGAGAGGGUUCGAGAGCUGGAGGAGCAGGUGCACGUUCUCCGUAGGUCGUUGUCUCUCAACUCCCAGGAAAGGGCGGACUUUAUCGAGCGCUCCUCCAGGAACAACCAAUGGCUACUCUCCCUGCGACAGGACCUCAGCCAAUCGCUGGCCCUGGUCUCACGGGAGCCCCUCCCCUCUGUGUUGGAGUCUGAGACACAGCGAUUGGACAGGAGCCUCAGGGAGGAGGAGCUUAAAUUAUCACUCAGCCAAUUCCGAGGCUCAGGUGAUGCUUCUAAAAUUGGAUGACUUGAUCUAUACUCUUGCCAUAUUGGACUAAACAUAAAUGCAAGAGAAAAUGUGGCCACUGACAGGCAAGUUGGGCCCAGCACAGAUAACAUGCUGAUCUUGGAACAGCAAAUAAGCCUUCAGUGCCUUUAUUAAGCCAACAAGAGCAAUGCUGCUGCAGCUUUAAGAGCUUCUCAAUGGGAAUCAAGAAUUCCAGCAGGCCCUUGCAGUGAUCAGCUGUUUACAACAUCCUGCCUGGAAUGGAUCACUUGAAGCCAGUGGAAAUAACAUUGAACAGCAUGUGGAUUGAAACCGCUGAUGGGCUAGGGCUCCCUCUACGGGCUGCAGGGGGAGUUAUUUAUGAACUCUCCCUGUCAAACUGCAGAGCUGAGUGGGACUUGGGGCUUUACUCCUGCAGUGUAGUUUAGUCCCCAGGUCCCUUUCCAAAACUCUUUUCCAUUCUUUUAUAGAGUGGACUCUGCACUGUUAGUUUAUUGCAGAUUAACACUUUGUAAUAUUGCCUUUUAACUUUUUGUAACAUUUUAACUUACUACAUUUUUAUAUUUAAAAAUUGCAGCUGUCUUUGAGUUUUGCUUUUCAUCGAGAUAAAAACAAAUGUAUAUAAGGUUUGUGUAAUAAAUGUCCUUAUUGUCUCAGUGUAGCCCACAUCCGGGCUGUUCAACAGAGGGCUCAUUGAACUACACAAUACGGCUCUUUUUUUUAUAAAUUUGAAUUCGCCAAUUAUUUUCUUGUUUUCUCCCCAGUUUGG